Oryzias latipes (Japanese medaka) is the source of this 2754-nucleotide messenger RNA. RefSeq names its product thrombospondin-type laminin G domain and EAR repeat-containing protein-like. Lineage: Eukaryota; Metazoa; Chordata; Actinopteri; Beloniformes; Adrianichthyidae. Gene Ontology annotation, biological process: signal transduction. The record is from RefSeq and is a predicted model, not a curated record.
AGCGUAGCACAGCCCUCAGGCAAAUGUGCUGUCAGAUUUAUGGUGGAGGGAGGAUGAAUGACAGGCUGCUUAGUGAUUUGCAUGGCUCCGGUGUUUAAAAGGAGCUGCAGGUGCAGGAAUCUCCUCAUAGAUGAGUGGAUUUCUCUGAAGGACUCGCUCUACACAUCUGCAGGGAAGAAGCAGAAGCCUGUCAUCUGAGGUUUGGCCGGACAUUUUUUAUUUCUCCCCUGGAUUUACAUGCUGGACGAUCUUUUAUGUCAUCACCUAAGAAAAAGGGAUCAAUGACAGCACCAUGGAGACAUUUUUAUUAAUUGUCAACUGAAACAACCAGUUUUGCCACAAUGUCAACGCUGAUAUUUGGGUUGCUCCUUCUCCUGAGGGCCACUGAUGCAGUCACCGGCACAUGGAGACAGUGUAGAGAUGUCCUUCCUCUGGAUCUUCUGUCUUUUGUUCUUGAGAGAGACACCUCCAGACUUGUCCCUGGGGUGCGCAUUAAGGAGGCUGAUGGGGCGAGGGGUGUGCAUUUUGUGAGCCCCGACGUCUCCAUGAGCUUUCCUCUCUCCCAGCUGCUGGUGAACUGUGACCUUUUCCCAAAGGAAUUCUCUGUUGUUCUGACGCUGAAAGUCACUCGCACUGCAGCUAAGAAAAUUGAACAUGUUUUUUCGUUGCUGGCACCGAAAUACUUGAAUAAAAGCAAACUUGAGGAGAAGGAAGAAGUUUCCGACACAAAUGAAGGGUCAAGCUCAAUUGAAAAGAAGCAGCUAAUGGAGCUACAAGUCAAGAGGAAUCCAGAACCCGGUGAUGUCCUCCUGGGGCUGAAAAUAUCCCCAAAACGGCUGCACUUUCUCAUGAAAGGUCCCUCUGAUGCUGCAGAACAGUGGGUGUUUCGAGGUAUUGGACUGGCUGACAACCAGUGGCACACUCUUGUGUUAGCUGUUGGGCAGCAUCAUGUGAGGCUCACGGUGGACUGCAGCUCUCCCAUAGAAAUUGUUCCCUCCAGGCCCUUUUCCUCAGACCUCAACAUUCAGGGAUCCAGAUUCCACAUUGGCAGCCGUGGAAGAUGGAAGGGCUUGUUUUCUGGUUUGCUGCGGCAGCUGGUUCUGGUGCCAGGUUCUGAUGCCACCCAUCAGAUCUGCCCCUCUUCUGACCCUAGAUUAGCUGCUCUGUCUGUGCCACCACUGCUCUUAGACCUGCCAGUCAUGGGGAGGCAGAGGGAUAGACAUGCGGCUUCUGAUGCUGACAAGCGAGUGUCGUUGGGUUCGGAGAGGACCUGCACGGAGAUGCUGCAAGGCCAGCUGUGGUUCAAUCAAGAAAAGAAAGGCCUGUACCUCUGCGAUGGUUCAACAUGGAUUACUCUGUUGGAGGAUCACAAACGGCUGGAUUAUUUGUUAGAAAAUCAGGUCCUUGCCACAAGCUCAGAGACACAUGAUAUAGAGGUAUUCCAGCUACCUGGGAUGGGUCUGAUGGCCGCCAUGGCUCACCGGUCUCCAUCCUACGGCUCAGCUGUAUAUCUGUGGACCUCCUCAGGCUUCCGGCUCUAUCAGAAUAUCAGCACUCAUGGAGCUCUGGCUUGGAGACAUUUUAACCUGGGCAAGAAGACAUUCCUUGUGGUAUCCAACUCUGAGACCGGAUCAGAGAAACGAUCAAGCAAAGAUUCAGGGGCCGACUAUUCCGUAGUUUACAAGUGGAGCAAAAAAAGAAAGCGGUUUGUGUCAUUCCAGACUUUGCAGACCUACUGUGCAAGAGACUGGGAGGCAUUUUACAUCAAUCAUAACACAUAUCUUGCUGUGGCCAAUCACAGAUGGGGCGACAACAACCACACCAUAGAAAGUGUGAUUUACAAGUGGAACAAAUCGACAAAGUCUUUUGAAAUUUACCAGAUGAUCCCAACUUCAGGGGCCUACGACUGGGAGUUCUUCAGUGUUGGUCCGUACCACUUCCUUGUGGUGGCAAACGCUUUUGAUGGAGUAACCACUUCUGUAGACUCUGUCAUCUACAUUUGGAUUGAUGGGAGGUUCCAGGUGUUCCAGAAAAUUAAGACAUUCUGUGCCACAGACUGGGAAAUGUUUCAGAUUGGUAGCAGAGUUUUCUUGGUUGUGGCCAACGGGUACAGACUCUCUGGUAGUGGACCAAGUCAGUACACCAUUAACUCAACCAUCUAUGAGUUGGACAUUGGUGGACAACUGUUUGUCCGCUUCCAGGACAUUGUCACCUAUAGUGCUGUAGAUUGGGAAUUCUUCAGCCUCGGGGAGGAACAUUUUUUGGUUGUUGCAAAUUCUUUCAAUGGAGAAUCCUACUCUCUCAACAGCAUUCUCUAUAGGUGGCAGGGAUAUGAAGGAUUUGUUCCAGUUCAUUGGCUUCCCACGAUUGGAUGCAGUGACUGGGAAUUCUUUACCUAUCAAGGAGAGUCGUAUCUAAUCUACUCAAGUGCAAAAACCCCACUUUCUAAAGUUUUCAAGCUAAAAACCUACUGAAAUAAAAAUGCUUCUUUCUUCAUGCUAAACAUUUCACCAUUUAACAAAACCAUAGCAUUAAGAUAUUUUGUUUCUAGUACAUUAAAGUCUUUCCUCUUGUGUUUACCCUCUAUUACAAUCUAUGUGUGAAAUUUACUGUGCAAUAUUUCUUACGUUUGCUUUAUCUAGUAGGUUUUUCUCUACUAAUGUUUCUGUUUAUCUUCCUGUAAUUACAUUAAUGUAAAUUAAAACUAUCUUUAAAUUAUAAAUAUUCUAUUAAACUUCAAGAUUUAUUUGAGUA